AUGGAGGCUUUUUUGGCACAAGAAAUAAGACCAGAAAAGGUGGUAUCCAUUACUAGUAACGGAGCACCUUGCAUGGCAACAUCUGGUUUCAUACAGUUCUUUGUUAAAGAAGCAAAACAUCCACUCAUACAGUUUCAUUGUAUUAUACACCAGGAAGCUCUUUGUGCCAGGGACAGCAGCAAAAAAUUAGAAGAUAUCCUCAAAGAUGUCACUAAAAUGGUGAAUUACAUCAUGGCUCGUGCUCUUAAUUUUCAACAGUUUCAAGCACUUCUUGAUGAGGUACAUGCACAGUAUAACACUUUACUUAUGUACAAUAAUGUCCGAUGGCUGAGCAGAGGACGAGUCCUGGAGAGAUUUGUGGCUUGUUUGGAUGAAAUUAGGCUGUUUAUGAAUGAAAAGGGGCAAGAAUAUCCCCAGCUCACUGAUACGGCCUGGCUUACCAACCUCAUGUUUUUUACAGAUUUUACAGCACACUUCAAUGUUCUGAACAAAAAACUGCAAGGUGUCGGGAAAAUAGCAGAAAGGAUGUUUUGUGAUAUCAGAACAUUUGAGAGAAAGCUGCAAGUUUUUGAAAGAGACAUUGAAAGUGGGCAGCUGAAAUACUUUCCAAAUCUAAAAAUACAUUUGGAAAAUUCUAUAAUAUUUACGGACAAUCCUCCAAGCCAUCAGGAAAUCCACAAGGAACUUUCUAGCAUUGUAGCAGCUGCUAAGGAGAAUUGUAGUAACAGAUUCUUGCAAUUCCGGAAAAUGGAGACAACCCUGUAUUUUCUCACUUCUCCAGAUAAAGCCAAAUAUGAAGAGCUUGAUAUUUCCUGCUUACACUGGUUAGAUUUAGAAAAUCUGGAAAUGGAGCUACUAGAAUUUCAAAAAAGCUCUAUCUGGAAAAAUAAAUUCUAUGCCCUGCGUGCCACACUUGAGAAGAUAGAAUGUGAAGGGAUGACAACAGACAGCACAGUUGGUAGUUCUGAAAAUGAAAUCCUUAAAGUGUGGAAUUCAUUGCCGAAUAAUUUUAAGUCAAUGAAAGCACUUAGGAUUGCUCUUCUUUCGUUGUUUGGUCGUCUUAUGCUUGUGAGCAGCUGUUUUCAGCAUUAA
Molecule: messenger RNA, 1092 nt
Organism: Pelobates cultripes (western spadefoot toad)
Lineage: Eukaryota; Metazoa; Chordata; Amphibia; Anura; Pelobatidae
Source: the annotation of a GenBank genome assembly